Messenger RNA from Scomber scombrus (Atlantic mackerel), 1053 nucleotides. RefSeq names its product protein Wnt-7a (gene wnt7ab). The coding region runs from base 1 to 1053 and encodes 350 amino acids. The record is from RefSeq and is a predicted model, not a curated record. The transcript has 4 exons. Gene Ontology annotation, molecular function: frizzled binding; cytokine activity. NCBI's taxonomy places the organism in Eukaryota, Metazoa, Chordata, Actinopteri, Scombriformes, Scombridae. Gene Ontology annotation, biological process: positive regulation of JNK cascade; neuron differentiation; canonical Wnt signaling pathway. Gene Ontology annotation, cellular component: extracellular region.
AUGAGUCGGAGAACACGACGCUGGAUUUUAAGAGUUUUACUUUGUCUAGGGAUUGUUUAUUUGAAAAUUGGUGGCUUCUCGUCGGUGGUGGCCCUAGGUGCGAGUAUAAUCUGUAACAAGAUCCCCGGUUUGGCCCCCAGACAACGGAUUAUCUGCCAGAGUCGCCCCGAUGCCAUUAUCGUCAUUGGAGAGGGAGCCCAAAUGGGCAUCAACGAGUGUCAGUUUCAGUUUAAAAACGGGCGGUGGAACUGCUCUGCGCUUGGAGAGAGGACAGUCUUCGGAAAAGAGUUGAAAGUGGGCAGUAAGGAGGCUGCAUUUACCUAUGCCAUCAUUGCAGCAGGGGUGGCCCAUGCCAUUACUGCCGCCUGCACACAGGGUAACCUGAGUGACUGUAGCUGUGACAAAGAGAAGCAGGGUUUCUACAGUAAAGACCAAGGCUGGAAGUGGGGAGGCUGCUCUGCAGACAUCAGCUACGGCCUGCACUUCUCCAAAGUAUUUAUCGACGCUCGGGAGGUCAAACAGAAUGCAAGGACGCUCAUGAACCUCCAUAAUAACGAGGUGGGACGCAAGGUCCUGGAGAAGAACAUGCGACUGGAAUGCAAGUGUCAUGGUGUCUCUGGCUCCUGCACCACCAAAACCUGCUGGACUACACUUCCCAAGUUCCGCGAGCUCGGCUACAUUCUCAAGGAGAAGUAUGCCCAUGCGGUGCACGUGGAACCAGUCAAAGCCAGCCGCAACAAGCGCCCUAAAUUCCUCAAGAUCAAGAAGCCUUACUCUUACCGGAAGCCCAUGGAUACAGAACUGGUGUACAUAGACAAGUCACCUAACUACUGUGAGGCGGACCCUGUGACGGGGAGCUUGGGGACGCAGGGCAGGGUGUGUAACAAGACUAUGAUGCAGCAUAUCAGUGGCUGUGACUUGAUGUGCUGUGGCCGAGGAUACAACACACAUCAGUACUCCCGCGUCUGGCAGUGCAACUGCAAGUUCCUGUGGUGCUGCUAUGUCAAGUGCAACACCUGCAGUGAGAGGACAGAGGUGUACACAUGCAAAUGA